Pristis pectinata (smalltooth sawfish) is the source of this 1973-nucleotide messenger RNA. RefSeq names its product family with sequence similarity 49 member Bb (gene cyribb). Gene Ontology annotation, molecular function: small GTPase binding. Gene Ontology annotation, biological process: positive regulation of T cell activation; regulation of actin filament polymerization. The transcript is spliced from 13 exons. The record is from RefSeq and is a predicted model, not a curated record. Bases 325 to 1299 code for a protein of 324 amino acids. NCBI's taxonomy places the organism in Eukaryota, Metazoa, Chordata, Chondrichthyes, Rhinopristiformes, Pristidae.
CGGUGCUCAUGAGCGAGAGCGCGGCGGCGGCGGGCGAGCGGCCGUGCGACCGACGGUCUCUAGGGCGGCGCGGUUACCUGGAGGAGGAGGCGGCCGGCCGGCCGGAGGGCUUUUGAAGCGGGACAGCGGGAGGAUGAGGCGCUGGCGCUAGAGCUCGGGCCGCAGAGUGGGAGUGAACACGUAAAGCAGCAGAGGUUCUAGAUGGCAAUUCAUGCUGGAGGCAGUCCUCUGGUAUCUUGCUGAAGUGAACAAGUUGUGACUGGAUGCUGUUGAAAUUAUUUGCAACCCAAACAUAACUGUACCCUUCCUGCUUGGUACCUUAACAUGGGGAACCUUCUUAAAGUUUUGACAUGCACAGAUCUUGAGCAGGGGCCAAAUUUUUUCCUUGACUUUGAAAAUGCACAGCCUACAGAAGCUGAAAGAGAAGUAUUUAAUCAGGUGAAUGUAGUGCUAAAGGAUGCAGAGGGAAUCUUGGAUGAUCUACAAUCGUACAGAGGGGCAGGACAUGAAAUAAGAGAGGCAAUACAGCAUCCAAGUGAUGAAAAUUUGCAAGAGAAAGCAUGGAGUGCAGUAUGUCCGCUAGUAGGAAAACUAAAGAAGUUCUAUGAGUUCUCCCAGAGAUUAGAAGCAGCAUUGCAUGGCUUGUUGGGAGCGCUAACGAGCACACCGUACAGUCCCACACAACAUCUUGAGCGAGAGCAGGCUCUUGCCAAACAAUUUGCUGAGAUUCUUCAUUUUACUUUACGGUUUGAUGAACUUAAGAUGACAAAUCCUGCUAUACAGAAUGAUUUCAGCUACUAUAGGAGAACUUUAAGUCGUAUGAGAAUCAACAAUGUUCCAGCAGAAGGAGAAAAUGAAGUAAAUAAUGAAUUGGCCAACAGAAUGUCCUUGUUUUAUGCUGAAGCAACUCCAAUGCUAAAAACCUUGAGUGAUGCCACAACAAAGUUUGUUUCAGAUAACAAGUCUCUACCUAUAGAAAACACGACUGACUGCUUAAGCACAAUGGCAAGCGUAUGCAGAGUUAUGCUGGAGACACCGGAAUACAAGAGCAGAUUUGCAAAUGAAGAAACAGUAUCAUUUUGUCUGAGGGUGAUGGUGGGUGUCAUCAUUCUUUAUGACCAUGUGCAUCCAGUUGGGGCAUUUGCCAAAACAUCCAAAAUAGAUAUGAAAGGUUGCAUUAAAGUCCUAAAGGAUCAGCCUCCAAAUAGUGUAGAAGGCCUUUUGAAUGCUCUCAGAUACACCACCAAGCAUUUGAAUGAUGAGACUACCUCCAAGCAAAUCAAGACGAUGUUGCAAUAAAGAAUAGCAACAGAGCUGGCUACGGAGAACAGUAUUCUGCAAUGAUUGAGAUGCACAGAUGUGUUUUUAAUGUUUAAAGAAUGCAACUGCUUUUUUUUCUUUUUUAAAAUGUGUUCCUGCUCUUAAAACAAAAUAGCUGAACUUACUUUCUGUGCCAAACUCUUGAUACAUAAACAGUUCAAAAAGUGUUUACUUUGUUUCACAUUUGGAUGGAUGAAUGAAGUACAUUGGCAGCUAACUAUUCACAAGUUGGGUGUCUUUGUACAUGUAAGGACAUUAGGAUCUUGGCCGAAAAGAGAAAAUCUCUGUUCCAUUUCUAAUGAUUAAUAUUUAAUACUGCUUCUGCAUGAUAAGCCUUUUCAUGCCGUGUAAAACUUAAAAAAAAAAUCAUUUUCUAUUGCAGCUUCAUCAUGCGCAGCCAUUAAAAAAAAAUUGAACAGAUGUUAAAUUAUGUUUUAUUGUAUGAAAGGUACCUAGCACAACAGACUACAAAUUACUGUCUGUUUUGUCGAUACUUCAGUUUGCAUUCUCAUUUUGUAUGAGUGUGUGUAAGUUUAACAUUCAUUAUACUAACGUUAAACUGUUGUGUGUGCGUAACAGAUGAGUAUGCAUGUACAUGUAAAAUUGGCAGCUGUGGAUUAAAUAAAAUGAGCUUUUGUUUUUCUAAAACCUGA